AUGGGCCAAUCUCAAGGAAAACAAGCUGAUGCUGAUGUUCUACGAAAAUACUAUGACGAACAGAUGGAAUUUAAAAUUAUGGCUGAAAACACCCGGCUUGCUCAGUCUAAGGCUUUAGAGCGUGCCGAACAGCAAGAUCGAUUAGGAUGGUACAUUCUUGGAGCAGCAACUACUACUAUUGUGUUAUUAGCAGCAGGGUCCAUUUAUAAACGCAAGGACGUGAUCAUUCCCGUAGUUCCUUUAAUAAUGGCUGCUGGUUAUCAGUAUGAUAUUGCACAAGGAGAUAAUUUAAAAACUGUUUGCGACGAAGCUGAAAAAUUGUUUAAAUCUUCAGACCCAGCACUCUCAGUUACCCCAAUCACUUUGAGAGAUGUCGACGAGUAUAGAAAAGUUCAUUUUACAUCUUAA
Caenorhabditis bovis is the source of this 408-nucleotide messenger RNA. NCBI's taxonomy places the organism in Eukaryota, Metazoa, Nematoda, Chromadorea, Rhabditida, Rhabditidae. The record is from the annotation of a GenBank genome assembly.